GUGGAGUGUGGACCGGCGUCGUCGAGUGCAGACUGUCUAUGUGAUUGUUUAUUUGUUUAUUUUGUUUAAUUUAUUGCUGUAUUGGUGUAUCCCAUAAUCGGAUAAUCCCAGUAAUAAUAAAUUACUCUAUGAUGUAUCCACUGUCCGCGGUUCACAUGACCACAAAUCACAUUAAUAUGACCAACUGGAACUGGCGACUAGGUUUCUAUCAGUAAAUUUUUACUAUUUCCACUAUUCCAUCAUUUUACGAGUGCGCUUUUUAAACCAUGUAAAAAUCAAUAAUUCCAGUCUAGGUUAUUCUUGAUUAUUAUUAAUUUUCAUCCUCCGUUAUUUAAAAUUUUGUUGGAACGAAAACCCCCUGGCUUAUUUUAGCCAGCUUGAUUAAUUACAAUGAUCGAUUCUGGAAACACUAGGACUAUGGACAAAUCAGGCCAAGAGGACGAAUUUAUUGAGAAUGGCAUGCCAGGAAAAGUUGAUAAAAAUAAUAUAAAAGGUAAAAAACGUAAAAAGUGUUUACGUGACAAAAAAGCUCCAAGACUUCCUCAUUCUGGGUACAUACGAUUUUUAAAUGAUAGACGUGAACAAUUUCGUUUUGAAAAUCCCAAUUUACCAUUUGCUGAAAUAACCAAAGUAUUAGCUACUGAAUGGAACCAGUUGCCAGCAGAUAAAAAACAACAAUAUCUUUUAGCUGCUGAACAAGAACGAGUAAAAUACAUUGAAGAAUUAGCAGCUUAUAAAAAAACUGAUGCAUACAGAAAUUUUAUUCAACGCAAAUUGAAAAAAAAAAAAGUUGAUACCCCUAUCCAAGAACUACAAGAAUUAGAUAAAGAAAAACCAUUUAGCAAUAACAGUAAUACGGUUAAUGACAUACCUAUAUAUACUGAAGAAUUCUUAAACUUCAAUAAAUCUAGAGAAAGUGAACUAAGGUACCUCCGUAAAACAGUAAUAGAUCAAGAACAAGAAGUAUCUGUAUUAUACAAACAUAUUGGAAACAUGAAUAAUGGAAUUAUAAAAUUAAUGGCCAACACUAAAAAACUCAAAGCUGAAUGUUUAAAAUAUGAACAUUAUUUAAUUCAAUUACGAUCUCUACUUCUAGAUGCUUUUGAUAACAUCGCAUUUCCAGAUAACAUUGAGCCACCUACCGAUGACACUAUUGACACAUAUAUAGUUAAUUUAGUAACUCAUAUAACAACUGGCACUGGUACUGAUCCUUCCUGGAUUGCAAAUGUAAAGAAAGUUAUUUCUACUUUAGACUUUUCACAGUGUUAAAAUAAAUUAUAUUUUGAUUUACCAAACUAUAAAUAAUUAAUAAUUAUCUAAUCAUGAUAUUAUUCAUCAUCAAUAUUAUUUUAUGUAAUAUGCCUUAUUGAUAACAUUAUUAUAACAUUUUAAAUAUAUAAUUUUUUUUUAUUCAAACAUUUACUUUUAAAUUAUUUUAUAUUGUAUUAAUCUCAAACUAAUUGUAAUCCUUUGAAUCAUGACAAUUGGGAUAUUAAUUCCUUGUGAUAAACCCUUUAAUAUUAUGAAAUGUAAAGUAUCUAUAAUUAAGUACCAUUUAUAUGAGAUCUAUUAAAUGUACUAACAUCACAUGCA
Metopolophium dirhodum (rose-grain aphid) is the source of this 1593-nucleotide messenger RNA. RefSeq names its product high mobility group protein 20A-like. Gene Ontology annotation, cellular component: nucleus. Gene Ontology annotation, biological process: regulation of gene expression. The transcript has 7 exons. NCBI's taxonomy places the organism in Eukaryota, Metazoa, Arthropoda, Insecta, Hemiptera, Aphididae. The record is from RefSeq and is a predicted model, not a curated record. Bases 391 to 1269 code for a protein of 292 amino acids.